Messenger RNA from Clonostachys solani, 1088 nucleotides. NCBI's taxonomy places the organism in Eukaryota, Fungi, Ascomycota, Sordariomycetes, Hypocreales, Bionectriaceae. The record is from the annotation of a GenBank genome assembly.
AUGUCUGAAUCUCGCCUAUUCAAACCUCUUAAAAUAGGCAAUAUUGAAGUGUCGCAUCGCAUCGGCAUGCCUUCACUCACUCGCCUCAGGGCCACGGACGAUCGUAUCCCAACACCACUGAUGAAAGAAUACUAUGUGCAACGGGCUGCUGUUCCAGGCACAUUGAUUCUCGUCGAAGGGACCUUUGCCUCGUCUGCAUGCGGCCUCUUUGACAAUGCACCCGGAAUUUGGAGCCGGGAACAGAUCGAGGCGUGGCGGGACAUCACGGAUGAGGUUCACCGCCGAGGCAGCUUCAUAUACUGUCAGCUCUUUUUAGGUGGCCGUGCGGCCUCGAUCGAGACUUCGGCCAAGGAAGGGAUUCCGAUUCUAGGUCCCAGCGCUAUUCCUUUCUCGCCGGAUGCGCCUGUUCCUCGCGCCAUGACCGUCGAGGAGAUACGGAAAACCACCCACGAUUUUGCUGACGCAUCGAGGAACGCCAUCGAGGCCGGCUUUGAUGGAGUUGAGUGCCAUGUCGCGAAUGGAUAUCUUCUUGACCAGUUCUUACAGGACAACAGCAACCAGCGAGAUGAUGAAUACGGUGGCAGUGUAGAAAACAGAUCUCGUUUUCCUCAUGAAGUUAUGAAGGCAAUGGUUAGCGCUGUUGGGGCCGAGCGUGUUGGUUUCCGCAUCAGCCCCUGGAGUACAUUCCAGGGCAUGAAAAUGAAGGACCCAAUCCCCCAGUUUUCGGACCUCAUCAAGAAAGCGCGAGACCUAAGCCUUGCGUAUCUUCAUGUGGUUGAAUCGCGGGUCUCCGGCGCUGAGGAUAUCCCAAGCACUGAGUCGCUCGACUUUGUGUAUAACCUUUGGGAUGGGCCCAUUCUCCUUGCAGGAGGGUUCAACCCCGGCACCGCUCGCAGUGUUGUGGAUGUAGAGCACCCUGACAAGAGCAUUGUGGUUAUGUUUGGGAGGUACUUUAUCUCAAACCCGGACCUUGUGUACCGUGUCAAGGAGGGACUGGAGCUGAGUCCUUAUAACCGUAACACCUUCUAUAUCCCGCAGUCAAAGAUCGGUUAUUCAGAUUACCCUUUCAGCAAGGAAUACCUGGCUAG